AUGUUGUAUGGCGCGGCGAUUUUGCCUCUCACAUAUCUCCUGUCACUUGUGUUUAACGGACCUGCCCUCGGCUUCGUUUGUUACUUCUUUUUAAAUGUGGUGUUAGGCAUGCUGGGUGCUCAAGUAGUGGAGUCACUUCUUUCACCAACUGUUGAAACCACAGCGGUGGCAGACGCUAUGGAUGCUGUUCUACAAUUUCACCCUCUAUACUGUUUGGUCACCUCUGUCAGGUACUUAAAUCAAAUUGGUCUUCAUAGACAGAGAUGUUUUCAAAUGUGCGACUUCUAUAAAAUUGUAUAUGACGAAUUUGUGUGCGACAUUCGAGCCCUGUGCGAGAUAGACGAAGGCUGUUGUCUUCCUAAAAAACCGAAUCUCACGUGGGCCUUGCCCGGCGUGUUGCGUUAUCUCACAGUCAUGUUUAUCACCGGCAUCCUGCUCUGGAUCUUGCUAAUGGUUAUAGAAUAUGGACUUCUAAAACAGUUAUUCGUACGUGAGAAGAAGCUACCACCUAUAGACAAAAAUACCAUUGAUGAAGAUGUUGCUGCAGAAGCAAAUCACACGCAUAAAGUAUACAAAUCAAGCCUACACGAUCAAGCUUUACUCGCACUGAAACUAUCAAAAUACUAUGGAAAAUAUCUUGCUGUUAACCAAAUUUCCUUCUGUGUGAACGACGGUGAAUGCUUCGGCCUAUUAGGAGUGAAUGGUGCUGGAAAGACAACUACAUUCAAGAUGCUAAUGGGUGAUGAAUCUAUAUCAAGCGGUGAAGCGUUUGUCAGUGGAUAUUCCGUUAGGAAUAAACUCCAUAAAGUGCAUGAAAAUAUUGGUUACUGUCCUCAAUUUGAUGCCCUUUUCAUGGAACUUACGGGUCGGGAAACGCUACGAGUAUUCGCGCUUAUGCGAGGUCUGCGAAUGCAAUAUUUAGAACCCAUUACCGAGUCCUUCGCAAGCGCACUCGGGUUUCGUAGACACUUAGACAAAAAGGUCGGACAAUAUUCUGGAGGCACACGGCGCAAGUUGAAUACAGCGGUGGCGUUCCUAGGAAAGACCCGGCUAAUAUUCGUAGACGAGCCUACCACUGGCGUUGAUCCUGCUGCGAAGCGACAUGUGUGGCGUGCUGUCCGCGGCGUGCAGCGUGCUGGGCGCGGCGUGGUGCUGACGUCGCACAGCAUGGAGGAGUGCGAGGCGCUCUGCUCGCGCCUCACCAUCAUGGUCAACGGCCGCUUCCAGUGCCUCGGCACUCCGCAGCAUCUCAAGAACAAGUUUUCUGAAGGUCCUCUAUUAUUUGUUUCUAACGGCCGUCUCCACGAGCGAGAGAAUCGUGACGGACCCACACUUCUAUCGUCGGGUUUUACUCUAACUAUCAAGUUAAAAACCGAUGAAAAUAAUAAACCUGGCCUGGAUCCAGCAGCCCGUGUCAAAGACUUUGUUAAUCUAAACUUCAAGGAUCCUAAAAUAAUGGAGGAGUACCAAGGUCUAUUGACGUACUAUCUACCGGACCGGACCAUAGCAUGGUCGCGGAUGUUCGGUAUUAUGGAGCGCGCUAAACAAGAACUUGAAAUUGAGGACUACACGAUCGCACAAACCACGCUCGAACAAAUAUUUUUACAGUUUACAAAGUACCAGGGACACGAGCAAGAACCAAAAAUUGGCGAAAAGCAAUCGGAACCUAUACAGAAACCAGCGGAUACUAGUCAGAAAUUACCUGAUUUUACGAAAAGGGAGCCUAAUUUACCUAAGACGCGUGAUACUACUUAA
Arctia plantaginis is the source of this 1755-nucleotide messenger RNA. NCBI's taxonomy places the organism in Eukaryota, Metazoa, Arthropoda, Insecta, Lepidoptera, Erebidae. The record is from the annotation of a GenBank genome assembly.